Messenger RNA from Lolium rigidum, 1850 nucleotides. RefSeq names its product pentatricopeptide repeat-containing protein At1g20300, mitochondrial. The record is from RefSeq and is a predicted model, not a curated record. Gene Ontology annotation, molecular function: protein binding. Lineage: Eukaryota; Viridiplantae; Streptophyta; Magnoliopsida; Poales; Poaceae. Bases 1 to 1713 code for a protein of 570 amino acids. The transcript has a single exon.
AUGGCUCUCCUCCUCAAGCCCAAGCACCACCUCUCUCCAACCUGCCGCUUCCUCCUCCGCCGUCUAUGCGCCACCGAGCCGGCACCCGCCACGCCUCCACCACCGACCCCCACCGAGCCAACCGCAGAGCCGGCGCCCGCCACGCCUCCGCCGCCGACCCCCACCGAGCCAACCGCAGAGCCUCCGCUCGCCGCGGCUCCGCCACCGACCCCGGAUUCCCCUGCGCCCCUGACGCCUGCGGAAACCAAGCUCCUGGACACGCUCCACGCGGCCAUCGUCGACCACAGCCGCGCGAACCCGUCGACGACGCUCCCCGCCUCCCCGCCGUUCGAGCCCCUCCCCACCUUCUCCUCAACCCUCGCCAGCCUCCUCCCUGCCCCGCCGGCGCCGCACCUCCCGCUCCAGCUCCUCGCCCGCCUCCUCGCGCUCAGACGCGGCGUCCCGUUCCCAGAGGCCCUCACCUUCUUCCACCACGUCCACCCGUCCCUCCCCGCCGACUCCCUCCCCGCCUUCUACGCCGCAAUGAUCGACCUGCUCGCGAAGCACCACCAUUUCCCGCUCGCCCGGCACCUGCUCGACGAAAUGCGCUCCCGCUCCAUCCCCGUCUCGCCGCAGCUCAUCCUCUCCCUGAUCCGCCGGUACGUGCGGGCGGACAUGCCCUCCGAGGCCGCCGAGCUGUUCCGCCGCAUGGAACACUACGGCGCGGGGGUCCCCGACCCCGCGGUGCUCGCAUCCCUCCUCACGGCGUUCUCCAAGAAGCGCCUCGCUACCGAGGCCCAGGCGCUGUUCGACAGCUACAAGUCCGUCUUCCCGGCGCCGGACGUCGUGCUCUACACGACCCUGGUGCACGCGUGGUGCCGCGCGGGCUGCCUCGACAAGGCCGAGCGGGUGUUCGCCGAGAUGCAGCAGGCGGGGGUCACGCCCAACGUGUACACCUACACGGCGGUGAUCGACGCCAUGUACCGCGCGGGGCAGGUGCCGCGCGCGCAGGAGCUCCUCUGCCAGAUGAUGGACAACGGGUGCAACCCCAACACGGCGACCUUCAAUGCCAUCAUGCGGGCCCAUGUCAAGGCUGGGCGGUCCGAGCAGGUGCUGCAGGUGCACAACCAGAUGCGGCAGCUCGGGUGCGACCCGGACAUCAUCACGUACAAUUUCCUGAUGGAGACGCAUUGCGGGAAGGGGCAGAGCAACCUUGACGCCGCGACGAAACUGCUCGCCAAGAUGGUUGCCAAGGGGAUUGUUCCUGACUGCCACACGUUCAAUCCGAUGCUGAAGCUGGUCCUGUGUACCGGCAACGUGGACGCGGCACGGAAGCUGUACGAGCGGAUGCAGGAGCUGCAGUGCAAGCCGAACGUGGUGACUUACAACCUGCUGAUGAAGCUGUUCAACAAGGACAAGUCGAUGGACAUGGUGCUGAGGAUUAAGAGGGACAUGGACGCGCAAAGGGUGGAACCGAAUGCAAACACCUACGGAGCUCUAAUCGAGAUGUUCUGCGGGAGGGGAAACUGGAGACGCGCCUACGCGGCGCUGAGGGAGAUGGUCGAGGAGAAAUCCCUCAAACCAGUGAAACCGGUAUACGAGAUGGUGCUGAGCCUGCUGAGGAAGGCAGGGCAGCUCAGGAAGCACGAGGAGCUCGUGGAAGCGAUGGCCAACCGAGGCUUCAUCAAGCACCGGUCGGAAGAUGCCUUGUGGAAUGCGGUAUCUGCUUCCUGAAUUCUAUUUUUGGUAGAGUGUUACUGAUGUGUAUUCUGAUAACACAAGCAUUUUUAUUCGUGGUCUGUUGUUUGUAUCCUAUAUCUCAUAAGAGUAAUAAUGCUUCAUUGGUAACAUUUAUAGGGUUUGUGAUUUGA